This is a messenger RNA of Myripristis murdjan (pinecone soldierfish), 1005 nucleotides long. RefSeq names its product trans-1,2-dihydrobenzene-1,2-diol dehydrogenase-like. Gene Ontology annotation, molecular function: nucleotide binding. The record is from RefSeq and is a predicted model, not a curated record. NCBI's taxonomy places the organism in Eukaryota, Metazoa, Chordata, Actinopteri, Holocentriformes, Holocentridae. The transcript has 7 exons. The coding region runs from base 1 to 1005 and encodes 334 amino acids.
AUGGCAACCCGAUGGGGAAUCUGCGGAGCAGGGAAGAUCAGCCAUGACUUCAGCGUGGCCAUGAAGACUCUGCCUCAUGGAGAUCACCAGAUAGUAGCCACUGCGGCGAGGAAUCUGGAGCGUGCACAGGAAUUCGCCAAAAAGCACAGUAUUCCUAAAGCUUACGGCAGCUACGAGGAGCUGGCCAACGACCCAGACAUUGACGUUGUGUACCUGGGAGUGCUGCACACGGAGCACUGGCGUGUGGGCCUGCUGUUCCUCAGGGCGGGGAAGAACGUGCUGUGUGAAAAACCCUUUGCCAUGAACUCAAGGCAGGUGACAGAUCUAGUCAGCGCCUCCAAGAGAAGUAACGUCUUCCUGAUGGAGGCCAUCUGGUCUCGCUGCUUCCCUGUGCAUGCCGAGGUGCGCAGGCUGCUUGCAGAGGAGGCGGUAGGGGAGGUUAAAUUGGUGAAGGCCUACUUUGGCUCCCCUCAGCUCCACAUUCCCCGCUCAGUUAAAAAGGAGCUGGGCGGUGGCGCCCUGCUGGAUAUCGGUGUUUACUGCCUGCAGUUUGUGCUGAUGGUGUUCAAUGGAGAGAGGCCAGAGUCCAUCCAGGCCACUGGGGUUCUGCUUGAUUCAGGAGUGGAUGAGUCCAUGGUGGUGGUGAUGAAGUUCUCCAGAAACAGAAUGGCCUUCUGUACCUUUUCCAUUGCUGUUGCGCUGCCAAAUGAUGCCACCAUCAGUGGUAGUAAGGGUAGCAUCAGGGUACUUGGCCCCAUGCACUGCCCCACCACACUGGUGGUGAACGAAAAGGAGAUGCAGUACCCUCUGCCUGAACCCUGCUUGCCUCUGAAUUUCACCAACAGCACUGGGCUUCGCUAUGAGGCAGAGGAAGUGAGGCAGUGCCUUCUUAAAGGACUCAAGGAGAGCCCACGGAUGCCUCUGGCAGAGUCUGUCUUGCUGACAGAGAUCAUGGAUGAAGCCAGGAAACAGGUGGGCGUCGUCUUUAACCAGGACAGCCAAUGA